Apiotrichum porosum is the source of this 414-nucleotide messenger RNA. RefSeq lists its product as uncharacterized. The record is from RefSeq and is a predicted model, not a curated record. The transcript is spliced from 2 exons. NCBI's taxonomy places the organism in Eukaryota, Fungi, Basidiomycota, Tremellomycetes, Trichosporonales, Trichosporonaceae. Bases 1 to 414 code for a protein of 137 amino acids. Gene Ontology annotation, molecular function: RNA binding.
AUGGCCACCGCUGGCCCCUCCCGCUCGACGGUCUACGUCUCCGGAUUCCCCUCGCAGGCAGACGAGCAGCAGCUUCUUGACGCGUUCAUUACAUUCGGCGACAUUCUGGAGAUCAGCAUUCCCAACGAGUCGUCCAACGAUGGCAAGCACCGCGGCUACGCCUUUAUCACAUUUGCCAACCCGGCCGACGCCCAGGACGCCAUCGACAACUAUGACCUGAACGAGCUGCCCGGAUACCGCGGGCAGGGCAAGUUCCUCAAGUGCUCCAUCGCCGCGCCUAACAAGUUUGGCAACGUUGCUGGCAGCGGCAACAAGUUUGACCGCGCCUUGUGGGAGAGCGAGGAGUGGCUCAAGACCAAUGCAGGUGUGGAGGACGGCACCGAGGCCGCGCCAGCAGCUGCGAACGGCGAGUAG